AUGGCGGUUGAUGAGAUGAUGGGCAUAGGCGCUGAAGGGGUCACAGAAGAGGAGGGAACCCCUUCUGCGCCUAUUGCCAUACCUAUUGAUGUCGACAAUGACUAUGUUGCGAUUUCAUCUGAACCUCCUAAUCCUCUGCACACGGGCUCGAGGUCCUCACCGCGAGUGAAGACCGAAGAAACCGCCUCACGGAAACCGUCCCUGGCUGAGCGUAUCAUGGAUGAUACAGCUGCUCAGGUCAUCGAAACGCGUUCUGGCUCUGUUCCGGAUGCUCCGGAGGCAGGGAUCACUGCCGCGAUCUCUACCUCGUUGAUGGACCUGAACAUGAUAAGACAGCUGCUCAAACCGAUACUCAUGAUGAACGUUCGACGAAGGGCUCCGAAAUAUCACGGAGGUAGUGAUAUUUCGUCCAUGACAGAUUCUAUCACGGGGGUGAUUGGACAUCCGGGGCAGGUGAAGCAGGAGAACGAUGAUAGGAGCUUGGGCGAUAUCACGCAGAACGCGAUAUCCACCCUUGAAGCUCACGUACGUGCUGAAGAGGAACUCGAAACGGAAAGGAAGGUCGAGAUGGCAUUGACGGACGAAGCGAUCCUGGAAUUGGCGAAGCAGGCGAGAUCGGUACACGAGCAGGUUCAACAGAAGGAUCGUCGUAGCUCGAGUGCUAACGCAACGACUCCACUCGGUCCUGCAGUGGACAUUCAGAAACAUGCAACCCCAAUCCUAGAUCGCAGAGCUCAAAGGGAGAGACGGGAAAGCUUCGUCGACAGUGAUCUGGAGCUUGAGGGAUUGACACCGAAUGGCAGAGGAGCUGGGGACCGAGCAGUCGAGCAGGGGAGGAGACGUUCGGAAAAUAAUGCUCCGGACGAUGACGCGAGGAACGGGGCGGCAGUCGAGGAUUGGGACUGGGAUCGAGCUAUGGGGAGGGACAAGCAUGAGCGUCGAGGCAGAGACACGUGGAGAGGACGUGGUCAAGGAGGACAACGCGGAAGGGACGACCAAGACAUUCAGCAUUCAACUCGUCACGACUACUUCCCAUCAUCAGGGAAUGGAGAUAUUCCAAUGUCCCCGCCCUCCAGACUCUCGAGAACUGACGGGCACCGACCUUCCAAAGACAACACAUAUCAUCGACCCCGACGACACUCAACUUCACCCCCUCUUCGACGUGCUCGCGUUCAACUGAGUCCCAUUGUAAAUGGCAAACGGCAACGUGACCGUGACGAGGACGAGGACGAUUAUCCUGCAUAUGAUGGAUGGAAGCGUCGUAGGUACAGUCCCCGCGCACGGAGCCACGAUCGCACGGAAAGUCAUCGUCAUGGCUAUGGUGACCGGAUGGGAAGCCCUGCACUUUCGGAGGACUAUGAUCGACGCGAUUAUGGCAUGCCAGACCGUGGUUCAUCAGAUUAUAAAAGUGAACUGGGAGCAGAUGGGCUGUAUAAACACAAACAGUGGGUACGGGUCCCAGACGCCCCCACUUGCGACUCUUCCGCCCCUCCAACUCGUCAGAUAAACCACACAUCGAGGUAUUCUGUUGACAACGAUAAAGCUCCAUCUGGUUGGAAUAUGGUUGGUGACCUUGUCACCAGGACCCCAGGGUCCGUUGUUCAGGGCGAUACUCAGAAGGAUUUGGACACACCACAAGAGCGUUCCUCAGAUCGUGGCAGUCCCCUUCCACCUGGACUGCACGCCACAAAAUCGCCUCCAAAGGCCCCAAGAGCACAUCAGGAUGUCAAGAUAGCCGCCGCGGAUCGUUUUCUUGCCUCCAUGCAACUCGACCUCGGACCAUCGGUUUCGUUCCUUUCGUUGAAAUCUGCUUCCUCGUCUGCCCUCACGUCGACACCUGCUCCUAUAGCUCCACUGUCACCUGCCACUGGUCUUGCUGGAGCUGUGAGUGGAGGUAUCGCGGAUACUAAUGCAACUGGUUCUCUAGCUGUUGAAACACCUGCAGACUCAAUUGAGCAGUCGCAGCACGUAGAGUCGUCUCCUCCAGUCAUGCAUGAUUCCCGAAACUGCGAUAGCAAUAACAAACAAACUUCCGCAGCCCGUGCUUCGCCUUCACAUCGUGCUUCUCAGCAGCUUUCCAGUACACUAUCCACCCUUUCUCUAACUGACGAGCGGACCGAAAAUCGACUCGACACCAGCAUGUCUACACGUGGCAAUAGCGGCGCCACAGAAGCUCGGGAUUCUAAUCUCCACGCCUACAAGCGCCCAUACACGCAAUUAAGGUUCCCCUCCCAGCCGCAUCAGGUCCCAAGUAGCCCACCUCAUAGUAUUGGAAGCACAGGAGUUGUGAAUCGAAGAUCGGAAUCGGACCCUCGAGAUCCUGCCAUUCCCGUGGAUAAAGCCUUCGCGAACGAAGCACUGCCAUCUACAGCUGUAACAUCACUUUCGAAGGUCGACAAUACCGAGGCUGCGUAUCUUCGAGAAUCGAGCUCUGCGAGUAGACGCUCCGAACACGAUCGCGAGGCACAAGACAGAGCAGCAUAUUGUCAAAACAUCCUGGAUCGGGAGCGACUUGGACGCCACCGAAACGAGCAUGCGCGCGGACCAGAGCGUCAAUACCUAGAUCGGGACCAAGGGCGGGAACGCAGAACUGAUCAUCGCGAUACUUGGUUCCGAAAACAGAAUGAUGAACUGACCGCCACAGCAUUUCGAGACAAGGACACAGCUGUAUCAUCAGACCGUGUGGCGCAGGAGUACUUUAAGGCGCGAGACGAACAUGCAAAGCCGCGUCUACAUCCAUCGUCUCCUCAUCCUUCCUCCACGAACACUUUUGGGCCCGACAGCACAAUGGGAAGGCCAACAUUCAUUGACCCUGAUCAUCCGGCUUACUUUACACCACCCCAACCGGUUCAACCUUCCGUCGUCACGCCUCUUCCUCCAGCUCAACCAGCUGAACCAACCAGAGUACCUGGAGUAUGGCUACUGAAGUUCGGGCUUGAGCAUCCUGAUUGUUCGUCAUAUCGUUUUGACGUCGAUCCCGACACCGCCGCUGCUGUCCAUCGUUGGUCUGAACGGCAUACUUCAUACGAGUAA
Stereum hirsutum FP-91666 SS1 is the source of this 3033-nucleotide messenger RNA. RefSeq lists its product as uncharacterized. NCBI's taxonomy places the organism in Eukaryota, Fungi, Basidiomycota, Agaricomycetes, Russulales, Stereaceae. The coding region runs from base 1 to 3033 and encodes 1010 amino acids. The transcript has a single exon. The record is from RefSeq and is a predicted model, not a curated record.